GUAAGGAUGAAGGCACCUUGCGAGCGUAUGACUUCCUCCAGGAUCGCGUGGAUAGAGAAACAGUACCUGUACUGGUUCACGACCUGGUCCUGGACAUGAAGCGGGAGGGUCAUCGAAUGGAGGCAGACAAAUUACGCGAAGCCUACGGCCUUGAGGAUUUUCCAAUGUUAAAGGUGCUGCGGGACGCCGAGAAGGAUGGUCUUUUGGCCGUGGCAGUAUCAAACGACUUUGCAGCAGCU
Molecule: messenger RNA, 239 nt
Organism: Symbiodinium pilosum
Lineage: Eukaryota; Dinophyceae; Suessiales; Symbiodiniaceae
Source: the annotation of a GenBank genome assembly